AUGGAAAGGCGCAAGGCCGCCAGCAGCUGCUGGCGAGGCGAACCGUCCACAUCCUCGGCGGUUAUGCCUGUUAUUCCCCUUCCGCUUAUGUUGCUGGCGGCGUUUAUGAUGGCAACCUGUGCAACUGGCGAUGACGAUCUUCCUAACUUGGCUCUGCGUCAGGCAGUGUACGCAUCAUCAGUGUACCUGUGGGAUAACACUUACCUCUACCCAGGUUACGCGGUGGAUGGAGUCACCGAGUAUCCAAGUCCCCUCGAUGCAUCCACCUUAAGCUUAUUUCACUCGAACUACUCGGAUCCGACGCCUUGGAUUUCUGUUGACCUGGGUGCCGUGGCACUUGUGAAGCGGGUUGUCAUCAUCAACCGAUGUGAUUGCUGUCCGGAACGACUGCAGAAUGCAGAGCUGCGCAUUGGGAACGUCAGCAUUACUCGGGGGAUUAAUGCAGCAGGAGGGGGCGAUACAAUUGCAGGAAACCCCCUGGUCUGGCGACAAGAUGCCGAUGUAGGCAUGUGCGCUUCAAAGAUCAUCGCGUUUGACACGCCCAAGGUUGGACGAUGGGUCACGUUACAAAACAAGUACCCUCUUCUACAAGUCUCGGAGAUCCAAGUCUUUGGAUAUUACGCCGCCUCCGCAGUGUGCGCCAAUGUGCUGCCUGGUACGGGUUACGGCACAGAGGCCUCGACAAUUACAACUCUCACAAUGCAAUCGUCAAGGGACUGCUGCAGCGCAUGCUCCGUUAACUCAGACUGCCGUUACUGGGUAUUUCGGCAGAGCGACUACACCUGCACCCUCAAACGUGACGAGGGAGCAGGACCCGGCUUCUUCAUGGAUGCAAAAACUGUGGCGGGCGGAGUGCGACCUGUGGCCCUCUUGGGCACCCGUGGAUCGGCCCCCUGGUACUACAACUCCUUUGUUGAUCCAAGUGCGCAAUGGAUCUGGUCACGUGGCGGCGCAUCACAGUCGAUUCCUGGCGCCCCCACAAACCCCGCAACUACUUUUAGCUACGUCUACACGGCUGCAAGUGUGAUGACUGCCUACAUAUAUGUUGCUGCAGACGAUUACGUCUGGAUUUACAUAAACGGCUUGCAGACUGGUACCAGCAGGCUCACUAGGGGCUGGAGUGGCACUCGUAUUCCGCCAGUUUCAGUGACCCUGCAGAAGGGGCCCAACCUCAUUCAAGUGCGGGUCCAGAACAGUGCUGAUCGCACCACUGCGGGUGUCAUCAUGUCGCUACAAGACUCAAGUGGGCGGGUGCUGGCCCGUUCCAAUGCGUCCUGGGUAUGGUCCGAGAGAGCCAUCAGUAUUGCAGUGCUACUUAUAGUUCGUGCUACAAUAAUUCGGGAGGCACCACGAAUAUGUAGCACGUACAAAUUCUAA
Messenger RNA from Volvox carteri f. nagariensis, 1377 nucleotides. RefSeq lists its product as uncharacterized. The coding region runs from base 1 to 1377 and encodes 458 amino acids. The record is from RefSeq and is a predicted model, not a curated record. NCBI's taxonomy places the organism in Eukaryota, Viridiplantae, Chlorophyta, Chlorophyceae, Chlamydomonadales, Volvocaceae. The transcript is spliced from 5 exons.